AUGGUGGUACCAACGAUGGAUAGCCUACCGAGGGUACCGGACACCCACGGGGACACCGUGGACGAGAAAGUAUUUUCCGACCUGUACAUCCGAACCAGUUGGUUCGAUGCAACGAUAGCACUCGAUCAAAUAGAAAAGGGUAAAGCACGGGGGAGAAGGUCCUCGGUGUACAUGCGGUCCCUGUUCCAGCAAUAUCUCUACAACCUAGGCUGUUCGAUACAGAAACAUGCCGGCAAGGUGUUAUUCGUAGCGAUACUAGUGCUCAGCACGUUCUGUGUCGGGCUUAAGUCAGCGCAGGUACACUCGAAAGUGCACCAGCUAUGGAUACAGGAGGGUGGUUCGCUCGAACACGAGCUGGCCUACACACAGAAAUCGCUCGGCGAGAUGGACUCAUCGACGCAUCAGCUGCUGAUACAGACACCAAAGGACAUGGACGCAUCGAUACUACAUCCGAACGCGCUGCUAACGCACCUGGACGUGGUGAAAAAGGCAAUCUCGGUGACGGUGCACAUGUACGAUAUAUCGUGGAGUUUGAAGGACAUGUGCUACUCGCCCAGCAUUCCCAGCUUCGACACGCAUUUCAUCGAACAGAUCUUCGAGAACAUCAUACCGUGUGCAAUCAUAACGCCGCUCGACUGCUUCUGGGAGGGUAGCAAACUGCUUGGCCCAACGUUUCCCGUACACAUACCUGGCAUAACGAGUAAAGUGCAGUGGACGUCACUGAAUCCACAAACACUGCUGAAAGACAUCAAGGCACAGAACUAUCAGUUUCCGUUCGAAACGCUCGAGCAGUACAUGAAGCGAGCGGGCAUCAGUACGGGCUAUACGGAGAAACCUUGUCUGAAUCCGAAGGACAAGCAGUGUCCCGAUACGGCACCGAACAAAAAGUCCGGCCAGGUACCGGACAUUGGUGCGAGUCUCACCGGAGGUUGCUAUGGAUUUGCGGCGAAGUAUAUGCACUGGCCGGAAGAGCUGGUAGUCGGUGGAGCGGUGCGCAACCGGACCCAUCACCUCAAGUCGGCGAAAGCGUUACAGACGGUAAUUCAGCUGAUGGGCGAACGGGAGCUGUACGAUUACUGGAACAACCACUACAAGGUGCACCAUAUCGGGUGGAAUCCGGAGAAGGCGGCCGAGGUGUUGAAUGCUUGGCAGAAGAAGUUUUCGGCAGAGGUGAACAAAAUCAUGCAGACGGAAGUGAAACCCCUAUCGUACUAUGGAGUGUAUGCGUUCUCGUCGGCGACGCUGGAUGACAUACUGGGAAAGCACUCAAACCCGAACCCGAUCAGUCUGGGAAUUGGUAUUGCGAUCAUCUUGUUCUACACGGCGUGUACGCUUAUUCGCUGGCGGGAUGGCAUUAAUGGGCAGAGUGGAGUCGGUGUGGCUGGUGUGUUGCUGAUCACGGUGACGACUGCUGCUGGGUUAGGGUUCUGCGCACUGCUUGGUAUCGCUUUCAAUGCUGCCACGACGCAAGUGAUUCCUUUCCUGGCUCUUGGACUCGGAGUUGAUCACAUCUUCGUGCUGACGCAUGCGUACGCCGAGAGAGAUACGAGCGAGCAAACUGGGCAGGUGUUGAAGAAGGCUGGACUCGGCGUCCUAUUCGCCGGAGCCUCAACUGCGGGGUCAUUCUUUGCGGCCACACUCAUCCCUGUGCCAGCCCUGCGUGUGUUCUGUUUUCAGGGCGCAAUCCUGACGGUAUUCAAUCUGGCCGCCGUGUUGCUUGUAUUCCCAGCCAUGAUAUCACUCGAUCUUCGCCGUCGUCGUUCGGGACGUGCGGAUGUACUGUGCUGCUGUCUGCCAGCCCUUCCAAACACAACGCAUGACCUCAACAAGCAACGCUACCAUCAUCAUCAGCAAACGCAGCAAUCACAGCCGAUACAGCCAGGACAACAGCAGAACAAUGCCGAAGCUCAACGACAGGAGGAAGACUCUCUGAUCGAGUGUCAAUCGAAGGCAUGUCUCAGCUUUUCGCUGUCCCGGUUUGCGAUCAAACAUUACGCUCCGUUCCUAACGCGCAGUUCGGUGAAAGUGUUCGCUAUGUUGAUGCUGACCGGCAUCCUCGGUGUGUCACUGUUCGCCUCGAUGAAGCUCCCGGAUGGGUUAGAAUUGACGGAUCUCGUCCCACAAAACACCAACGAGCAUCGGUUCCUGAGCGUGCAGGGGAAACUGUUCGGCUUCUACAGCAUGUUUGCCGUCACGCAGGGAGAUUUUGAGUAUCCGAACAAUCAGAAGCUGUUGCACGAGUAUCACGAAGCGUUUGUGCGUGUGUCACACGUGAUCAAGAACGAUAAUGGUGGAUUACCAGACUUCUGGCUCAGUUUGUUCCGGGAUUGGUUGCUAAAUCUGCAGCGUGCGUUCGACCGGGAUUAUCGCGAGGGUCGCAUCACACAGGAACGGUGGUACGCGAAUGCAAGUAACGAUGCGAUCCUGGCGUACAAGCUGCUGGUACAAACUGGACAUGUAGACAACCCGAUCGACAAGAGCUUGGUAACGCAGGUUCGGCUGGUAGAUUCCGAGGGCGUCAUCAAUCCGGAAGCGUUUUACAACUACCUUUCGGCCUGGGCUUGGAACGACGUGCUUGCAUACGGUGCUUCACAGGGUAACUUACGACCGGAGCCUCGCGAAUGGUUCCACACACCGUCCGACUUUGAGCUGAAGAUCCCGAAGAGUGCUCCACUGACCUACACGCAGCUACCGUUCUAUCUGCACGGGCUCAGCGAUACGGCCGAUAUCAAGACGAUGAUCAGCCAGAUACGCGAGCUGUGCUCCAAGUUCGAAUCGCGCGGACUGCCAAACUAUCCCUCAGGAAUUCCUUUCAUCUUUUGGGAGCAGUACAUGAAUCUCCGGCCCGGGCUACUGAAAGCUAUCGGAUGUGCCUUGCUGGCGGUGUUUGUGUUCGUCUCGCUAUUGCUGCUGUCCGUGUGGGCUGCGCUGAUGAUCGUGUUUAAUGUGGUGAUGAUGUUGAUACAGCUUCUCGGUGUGAUGAUACUGCUCGGCAUCAAGCUGUCGGCAAUACCCGCCGUCAUACUAAUAGCUAGUAUUGGAUUGGGCGCUGGAAUAACUGUGCAUGUGUCACUGGGCUUCAUCACCUCGAUCGGAAACCGUGAUCGGCGCGUUAAGCUAGCACUGGAGCAUUAUUUCGCACCGAUCGUGCACGGCGUUAUAACGUCCGCGCUGGCCAUCUUUAUGCUAUCGACUUCCUCGUUUGAGUUUGUCGUGCGACACUUCUUCUGGCUGCUGCUGUCGGCGAUCGUCAUUGGAGCACUGAACGGGCUGUUCUUCUUCCCCAUACUGCUCAGCAUGAUCGGUCCGGGCGCGGAAGUUAUCCCGCUCCAGUAUGCGAACCGCAUCUCGACACCAUCGCCCCCACCGAAACGCAUCAACAAACUGUCCAGCGGCAAACCGAUCGUGCUAAAUAACAAACGAUCGUCGUGUUCGCGCAGCUGCUCGAAACCGCAUCACCAUCACAAGCACAACAACGUCAAUCUGAGCAACGAACCGUCGCUGACGACCAUCACCGAAGAGCCACAGUCGUGGAAGAGUUCCGCGUCGUCCAUCGCGUCCAUGCACGAGAAGCCACCGGGUGGAUCGGUUGGCCAUCACAGACAAUCCGCUGGAUUGAUGGGUGGUGGUGGUGGUGGUGGUGGUGUGGGUGUUGGUGGUGUUCCACCAUCCAGCACUUCGCUCGGUGGUAGUAUGAUGGGUGACGGCAAUCUGGGCGGUGUGUAUAGCCAUCCUCACGCCCACCAUUAUCAUCACCAUCAUCAUCAGCAAGCGCCGGAACUGCAGAGCAUUGUGCUGCAGCCGGAAGUGACGGUCGAGACGCACCAUCACGGGGGCGAACAUCAGAACACUAAGGUGACGGCAACGGCCAACAUCAAGGUGGAACUGGUAACGCCGGGCCGUCCCGCACGGAUGAUGCACACGACCGCUAGCAGUACGAGCAGCAACGCGAGCAGUACUUCCGGAAGUACGGCGAGCAGUACUGGAAGCUCCGGUAGUGCCAGCAGCUAACAACUCUCCCCAGACUGAUCACAGUGCGAAUGAGCGUGUGUGUGUGUGAGUGUGUGUGCGCGUGUGUAGGUGGGUGGACAAGGAGCACCAACACCAACGAAUACUAAACCUAAUAGCUUAAGACGAAACGUGUAGAAAACGCAGCAGAAGCAACUUAGACCAAUCUCUACCAAUCGAACGAACCAAUUCACACAUCAAAUCAAACCAUUCAACCCACUAGAGCAUUUUCGCUUAGUUAUAUCAUAUUAGCGCGCGGUAAGGUUCAUUAUUAUAUAAACUCCAUAAUCAUCCUUUGCCCGUUUGUCUCCCACCUUUCCGUUCCAUUUCCCUACUCGCGGUGUAAGUGUGUAAAUAGCAGUAUGAAGCGAAGGUGCGUGUUUUCGGAAAAAGCGAAACAAUCAUUAUUUAUUUUCCCUCCAUUUUUCCUCCCCCCAAACAAUGUCAACUGUAUUUUUUAAAAUUUUCACAAGCAGAAGGAUACGCCGACAGAACAAAAAGUAUUAUUAUUUUGCACACAUACAUGAAACAUACGUACACAAUGAGGUGGUAGUGUAACAACUAGUGUGUUUGUGGUGUUUGUAAGGAGUUGUUGUGCUGUGCCUGAAUGUCCCGACGAGAUGCGCCUUCUAGUGCGUUGCAGCUGGAAAGAGAGAAGCAAAAUGAGCAAGAGAAAAAAUACGCAUAUUUUAAAUCCGUUUAGAGUGUCUACUUGACAACUCGUUUUGUUUAAUGGGUAAAAUGUGCCCAAGGGAAAAAGACUGGGACUGAUCGUAGUAGCAUAUGGAAAACAACUCUUUGUACAUUUGUGCUCAAUACUUCAUCCUUUUCAUCCUUCACUUGCUCUCUCUCUCUCUCUCUCUCUACACACUCACAAUAAUUCACUCAUACUAGUAAGAACGCUGUGUAAAUAGUAUUCCCUUCCGAGCUAUGACACGCAUCAUAGCAAGCGUCGUUUUGUUUUUUUUCCUAAUAAGAGCCUAAACAAAAUGUAAUCAUUUGGAAUGCAUUAUACUAAACAGAAACAUAAAAAUGGGGCUAUUAAAAGUGUAUUGUAAAACGCAGCCACGUGGGAGGGGAGAGAAAGGAUGUGAAGCAAAGUCAGAAUGAAACCAAUCAGUACUUAAAUGUGUAGUAAUUCGCGUUAGCAGUUAUUUUUGUACAGCAAAGAAGGAAUGCCUGGAAGAACUGAAUCGAAAAUCCUUCUUUAAAUUAAACAGAGUCGCUUUUUUUUAAUUAGUGAUGGUGUGAAUAGGGAAAACGAAAAGGCACAACAAAAUACAAUACAAAAGGCACACGUAAAAAAAACACAAUCAUGUAUACCGCAAAAGUAUCAAAGACACAAGCCAAACCGAUUUUAAGAAGCAAAACGGGAAGAAAAGAGCAAAGAGAAGCGAGUGCGAGUUAAAACAAACGAGAACGAACAAAAAGAUGAAAAACGAAAACACACACAACAAUACACACACAUCCACACGACGAGUAGUGAAAAGUAAAGCACCUAGCGGUUAGUUGAAAAUCGAAAAAACAAUUAAACACAUCCCACCUGGUUUGAAUGAAAUUUAACAUAAAGUAUGCGUAAUUUUAGGUAAGAAAUUUUUGUAACAUAGAGGAAAACAACGAACAUGAAAGCGGAAGGGGAAGAAGUUUGGUAGAAGAUCGUAGGUAUAAAGAAAUGCUAAAUUUAACGCAGGGUUACCAGAAAACAGAUAAAGAAUCGGGGGAAGCAAAUUGGUUCGUUUCAAUCGACAAAAAAAGGAGGUGAAAGCCUCCUUUCUUUCGGCCACCAAACCAAUACUUGUCCGCCGGGUGUGAGCGGUGUAGUGUGUGUGUGUGUGUAGGAAAAUGUGCUUAAUGUAUGUGCUUUACUUACAAAGCAGAAGAGGACACACGAAGAGAGAGAGAGAGCAGCAACCGUAGAUGCGUAACUUGCGUAAGAAUGAUAGGAACAACAAAACUUAUUUAUUUCGUUUGUAAAGGAAUGCGCGUUCGUGGCGUUUUAUUUUAUCCUAAAUGACAUACAAACGGGCUCCGUUUAAUCAUUUAAAUUAUUUAGUGUUGCGUGUGUGUGUGUGUGUUUUGCUUUUCUAGUAUACAAACAAAAAACGGAACAACACAAAUCAUACUAUGGAAGAGAGAAAUGUGUGCGUGUAACUGAAAACGACAAAACGAGUCUAGUAGCUGUUAAUGAACGGUAUUUUUAUAUAUAAAAAAUCGCAAGAGCAUUUAGCUUGGGGUUUUUAGGUGUAUGCGAGUUUAAACAAAAAAGCACAAAUACAAAACACAAGACAAAGCGGGUAUGAUUUACAGGACAGGAAGAUAGAAAUAGAAAAUUCGACAAAGCAAACAUGGUCAUGCCUUCUAGAGGAAGAUGGAGCGGACAGGAUUGUACAAUAAAUAAUAAAUGAUUGUGUAAGACGGUAAAUCUGAAUCGAGUGUUAUAAAUUAUGUUGCGUUUGUGAGGGGGGUUGUUGUGGUAGGCGAUCGAUCGAGAGCGUACACGUGCAGGAAACGCGAAGAGAUAAGAAAGAAAUAAAGGAUUGAAAAA
This is a messenger RNA of Anopheles stephensi (Asian malaria mosquito), 6553 nucleotides long. RefSeq names its product protein patched (gene ptc). Gene Ontology annotation, cellular component: plasma membrane. Gene Ontology annotation, molecular function: hedgehog family protein binding; smoothened binding; hedgehog receptor activity. The coding region runs from base 1 to 4011 and encodes 1336 amino acids. Lineage: Eukaryota; Metazoa; Arthropoda; Insecta; Diptera; Culicidae. Gene Ontology annotation, biological process: smoothened signaling pathway. The record is from RefSeq and is a predicted model, not a curated record. The transcript has 6 exons.